AUGGAGAGAUAUUUUUUUAAUUUGGAACCUAAGUUGAACAUAACUUUACAUUGUUGUAUUACUGGACUUAAUUGCUAUAGAUUACAAAAUGAAAAUCAAAGGAUCACUGUAGCUAAACCUACUCUUCCAAAUAUUUCGGAUAAUGAUUCAAAAUCAGUAAAUGUUACUAGAAAGAUGCAGUUUCCAAUAAUACUAGUACACUAG
Molecule: messenger RNA, 204 nt
Organism: Entrophospora sp. SA101
Lineage: Eukaryota; Fungi; Glomeromycota; Glomeromycetes; Entrophosporales; Entrophosporaceae
Source: the annotation of a GenBank genome assembly